Molecule: messenger RNA, 2651 nt
Organism: Pieris rapae (cabbage white)
Lineage: Eukaryota; Metazoa; Arthropoda; Insecta; Lepidoptera; Pieridae
Gene: Stam
Product: signal transducing adapter molecule 1
Exons: 8
Coding region: 211-1422 (403 amino acids)
Biological process (GO): protein transport to vacuole involved in ubiquitin-dependent protein catabolic process via the multivesicular body sorting pathway
Cellular component (GO): ESCRT-0 complex
Molecular function (GO): phosphatidylinositol binding; ubiquitin binding
Source: RefSeq, a predicted model, not a curated record
GCUUCAGUUUGUUGUUUUCUUCUGUCUUUUCAUAACAUUAAUCAUUUAACAGGAUUAUAAACAAGAUAAUAUUAAAUCUUACAAGUCUUAAUCUUACAACAAAGAGAUCGUAUUCAUCAAUGUGAUUGCCAUAACAUUUGCGUCGAUAUCAAAUAAACGUUACCAUCUAUUUAGUUUACAAAAACGUUUAACAAAAAAGAAAGCCACGAAAUGGGAAUCUUUGGAACAUCGUCACCAUUCGACGCAGACGUUGAACGUGCAACAAGUGAAAACAACACAAGUGAAGAAUGGGGACUUAUAUUGGAGAUUUGCGAUCGAGCUGGUGCAAGUGCCACAAAUUCAAGAGAUUGUCUCCGAGCUGUGAUGCGGCGUCUUGCUCAUCCAGACCCUCAUGUACAAGUCCAUGCAGCUACGUUACUUGAUGCUUGUGUGUCUAAUUGUGGAAAGAUAUUCCACUUAGAGGUUGCAUCACGUGAAUUCGAAAUGGAAUACCGCCGUUUACUCUCUCGUGCCCAACCGGCUGUUGCACAGAAGUUAAGAGCAUUGUUGCGGAAGUGGGCUGAGGGAGAGUUCAGGAACGACUCCCAACUUGAUCUGAUUCCAUCUCUACAUACAAAGUUGUGUGCAGAGUUAGGAGAAAAGACUGUUGCUGUACCAAGUACUGAUACACAGCAAUCUGCCAAAGACGCAGCAGCACAACGAGAGCAAGAAGAGUUAGCUCGAGCGAUCGCCCUUUCACUAAGAGAGGCCAAUCCCACAGCAGGACCCGCUAGCACAUCGACCUCGAAGGCUCUUUAUCCCCGCGUGGAGUCGACGACUGAACCUCCACCGGCGAGAAAAGUCCGCGCUUUGUACGACUUUGAAGCCGCCGAAGAUAAUGAGCUGACAUUUGUAGCAGGAGAAAUAGUACAUGUGACUGACUCCACCGACCCUAACUGGUGGAAAGGCUACAAUGAGCGUGGCGAAGGAUUGUUUCCAGCGAAUUUUGUUACCUCCGAUCUUAGUGAACCAGCCCCAGAAAGUGAAACUCGUCCGCCAGCGACAUCUAGCGGCAAGACCGUGCAAUUCGCACCUGAGACACCUCUACGCAUAGACGAGUCUUGUAUGGACGAUGCCCUCGCCUUGCUCCACGAAGCAGAUCCAACUGGCGAAACUCCAGAUGACGCACGUCAGUCAGAGCUUGAAGCACGCGUAUACGCUAUGGGACCGCUCGUUGAUGCCGCUCUGGAGAAGGCUGAUAGACGCCACGCCCGCCUGACCCAGUUAAGCGCAGACCUAGUUGACGCCUUGAACCUCUACCAUGAGCUGAUGCGCGAACCGAAGCCGAUGUACCAGCAGUACAUGCCGAUGAUGGGCGUGCCCCCUGGACCUCAUCCGUCUCACCCUCACAUGGGCCCGCAGCCACAACCGCCUAGGUGCUGAUCAUUCCCGCAUUUGUAAAUAGCGUCCGAAACGUUAAUAUAUAAAUUAUUUUCUUCACAUUCUAUUUAGUUUAGUCUCGUGUUAAUUCUGAUGAACAUUUCGUGUGUAGACAUAUUUUUGUGUCUGAUCUUACGGAGCUUUUAAAUACAUAUAUUUUUUGACAACAAAGUUUGAAAGGCAAACGGCGUUUCUGACUGUGAAAUUACCUUUGAAAUUAAGACGUCGAAGGCCGUAGACCGGAAACGCAUUCGCGAAACCUCGUGCAUUGAAAGUGUCCAUAGACGGCGGUAUCACUUAACAUCGGGUGAGCCCGUUUGGCUCCUGUAAAAAAAAUAACAAGUAUCAUCUGAUUCGCAAGGGCGAAAUAUAGUUUUAAUUUUUUUUCAGAAUCACAAAUACCUAUUAUGUUAUUUCUAUAAUCUAUAAAAAUGUAUUUAGUUCAACUUCAUAACUUAUAUAGAAUAAUGCUAAAAAAACAUACUUAUUACAUAUUAAUUGAAUAUGUAUAUAUCUUGUUUUAUCGCAAUGUGUGGGAGAGAGACCAACGAAUAUUAAUAGUUUUUUGGUUUGUCAUUUACUUAUACGGUAUGGUAGUAUUAACUCUUUUGUUAGUCAUUUACUACAAUUAACCCCCCCCCCCCUCUUGUCAGAAGUAAGCAAAUCUAUCAAAAAUGGUACAUAAACGUAUUAAUAAAUGCAUUUCGAUUUCAUAGACAAUGGGUGGAUAAUGAGUAAAAAAGUAAAUAAUUACUGUUGACGCAAUCACUACGUAAGAAAAAAUCCCCCCCCCCCCCAUGGUGCUUACGUAAUACUUCAAUGACCCAAUUCUCUUCAUUGGUAUCAAAAAAAGGGGUGCUUUUUCCACAUUUCAGUCGGUUCGAUUCCCAGACGAGACAAGUAAUUUAAUAAUCAUUGAAUGCAGUAAUACUUUCCAAAAUAAAAUACUCUUAUCCUAUCAACUAUAUUAAAAAUACCUUCAUGUCCCAUAAGUCUUGGGACGCCCUGUAUAUUGUCAUUUCACGUAUUAUAUAUUUCGUGGUAAAUAUAAAGCUGUUUUAUGUUUGAUUUAUGCAACUCAUGUUAAAGGAGAAUUAAGUAAAUGAUUUAAUAAUCGUCUCUCGGUCGAGAUUAUAAAUUUAUAUAAGCACUGAAAAUGUAUAUUAUUUUAGGCCUUAAGGGAAAAUUGUAAGUCAUAUUGUAUUAUUUAAUAAAAGUCUUGUUACGGUAAA